AUGAAACAAACUGAUCGAGAAGAGCAAUGCGAUUCAAUAGCUUCAUCUGAUUUGACGAAUUUCGAUGUAGAAUCCAACUACUCGAAUGAUUCUGCUAACUUACUUUGCGAACAAUAUGCUUGUAAACUGCCUAUGAAAGAUGAAUCCCAAACAAAGUUCAGGCUCACUUCUAUGAAUCAAAAAUCAUACAAGCAAAGUGCUCUAUACGUACCUUUGACAUUCAAAGAACGCUUUUCCUCAUUCACCAAAUGCAUCAAGAGUACUUGGGCCAAGGUUCCAAGCUGCAUGCCAAAUAGAUACGUCAGGAUGACUUUUAUUUUUGCUUUGUUGAUUUCAUUAGCUGUUUGGGUAUUUUACAUGGACGUUCAUGUGCACUAG
Molecule: messenger RNA, 378 nt
Organism: Saccharomyces eubayanus
Lineage: Eukaryota; Fungi; Ascomycota; Saccharomycetes; Saccharomycetales; Saccharomycetaceae
Exons: 1
Coding region: 1-378 (125 amino acids)
Source: RefSeq, a predicted model, not a curated record